This is a messenger RNA of Helobdella robusta, 258 nucleotides long. RefSeq lists its product as hypothetical. The record is from RefSeq and is a predicted model, not a curated record. Gene Ontology annotation, molecular function: RNA polymerase II cis-regulatory region sequence-specific DNA binding; DNA-binding transcription factor activity, RNA polymerase II-specific. The transcript has 2 exons. The annotation marks the transcript as partial. Gene Ontology annotation, biological process: anatomical structure morphogenesis; regulation of DNA-templated transcription; cell differentiation. Lineage: Eukaryota; Metazoa; Annelida; Clitellata; Rhynchobdellida; Glossiphoniidae.
UGCAAAAAGUCCACGAACCGCAUCAAAAGGCCCAUGAAUGCUUUCAUCGUCUGGUCUCAAAUUGAGAGGAGAAAGAUCGCCGAAGCACAGCCAGACUUGCACAAUGCACUGAUCAGCCAGCAGCUAGGUACUCGAUGGAAGCAAAUGUCGAAAGAAAAACGCCAGCCAUACGUCGACGAAGCCAACAGACUGAAAGAACUACACGGCAAAGAAUAUCCAAAUUACAGAUUUCAACCUAGGAAGAAACCGAUCAAAAGG